Messenger RNA from Ictalurus punctatus (channel catfish), 3726 nucleotides. RefSeq lists its product as uncharacterized. Lineage: Eukaryota; Metazoa; Chordata; Actinopteri; Siluriformes; Ictaluridae. Bases 85 to 2154 code for a protein of 689 amino acids. The record is from RefSeq and is a predicted model, not a curated record. The transcript has 2 exons.
GCUCCAUUUGGGUUGCAGAGCUGGUAGAGAUCUUCUACACCUUCACUGAAGACUAUCAGGACAUCAGGUAGGAAUAAGGAAGCCAUGGAUUCCCAAAUUGCAAAGAAAAAUCAAAGCCUCACAACAGCUGAGGAGAUGAGAAACCACACCAAGCUUGUGAUGCAGCCGUAUGCCAACUGGGAGGAGUAUCUGACUCCUGCUCCACUCUCUAUAGCCAUCCUGGGAGAGCUGGUCUUCAUCUCCUCUAAUACAGAUUUCUCCAUUAACAAGAACCCACCUAAAGAUGGCUACAAGCACAUCAGAUACCCAGAUUCAUUUCGUGCCUGCCUCAUGCAGGUGUGUAACUCUGGCUGGGGGGCUUUCAAUGAGGCCCAUAAGAACAUGGAUCAGAUUAGACUCCAUACCAUGGCAAUUCCAGAUUACAUGAAGACAGCUGUGAAGAUCCUGUUCCAAAACAAUGAUGAGGUUGUACAAGCCCACCUCCCUGAUCAGCUGGAGAACAUUCGUGUCAUUGCAGAUGACUGUCUUGAGUUGGCCAAUUCAACAGAAAAGCGGUUCACUGAUGUCAUCAAUAUUAUCCAAGAACUGCUGGAAGCAUGUGUAAAUGCUGAGUACUUUUAUGGGGAGGAGCUGGUUGCUGUCAAGAAGAAACUGGAUGAGGCCAAAUUGAGGAAACAGUCAUCAGAAGAAGCUGCUAAAUGCUCAGAGAAGGUACUGAAAGCCAUGGAAGAGCAACUUCAGGAAGCACAUGAAAGUUACAUGGAAGCAAUGGAUUCACUACCAAGUGGAUGGGAAAUGAUGGGUAUGGAUCUUGUUGCAGGCUUGACUGAGAGCAUCACAUCUAUUGUUAAUGGAGUAACAGCCAUAAUUUCCCAGCCAGUGACCCAACUCUGUAAGGCUUCCACAAAAAUUUCUGAUACACUACAUUACAUUAACAGUCAACAAUCUGCUGUUGAUGUUGUUGAUGUAAUUAAUAUUUAUAGCAAGUCUGCAGAAAUCUUGAUGUGCUCAGUGAAUGUACAAAAGUUGGUGCAUGGCAACACGAUUAACUGGAACGACUUAUAUGAUCAAAAGAAUAAAGCUAGAGUAACAGAUUUCCAGAAAAAUCAAUUCAAACGAAUCAAGGAGAGUUUACAAAAAAGCCCAAACUGCCAAGCAAAAAUUCAUUCCCAAACAAUAUGUGAUGAGGGCAUUGCAAUCUGUGAAGAACUAGCAAAGUACGCACCAGAGGGGAACUGUGAAGAUGCCAAAACAAAGCAGUUGAUUGAAAGGAUCAGAAAACUAACGGAAUCAGCUCGCAGUUUCGACAGCAAAAGUAAAGACAUCACAAAGUCUCCUGCCCUGGCUCCCAAACCACCAAUGAUGUAUAAAGAAGAAAGUAAAUCUGAAAAGGUGAGAGCUUCACAAAGAGCAUCAGAGAACAUCAGGUUCCGCAUAGAGCAGAGCCGUGCUCAACUGGACAAGACCACAGAGGCCUAUGAGAAGAGUGUAGAGAACAUGGAGAAGAACCAAAAGGAGCUGACUGAUAUCCUGAUCACCAUGAGGAACUGCGAGUUAAAAAAGAUAGACUUUAACACCACCAUAAAAAUGCUCAUCAAAGGUAUGGAUGCCAUGGGGAGAGUGAAGGAGCAGUGGGAGAAGAUGGUGCACUUCUUUCAGAUGGUGUCCAACAUUGUGAAAACCAGCCUGACCAGAACCCUUAAAGAUUUUGUCACCACAUCUGAGAAGACCCAAGCACUUUCCUACAACUCAAAGCUCUUCUCCAAGGAUCUGCUUUAUAAUCAAGCCUUUCAAGCCACUAACAUCGCCAGCCUUGUCCACAUGAUCUCAGCAACCUACACUGAGGUGUCCACCAAGCACCUAAUGGAUCGUGUCAGCUCUCUGGGGAAACUGAUGGCCAUGGACAAGGAAAAGCCAGAGUUUCAUUCUGAGCGUCAGCAGUUACAGAACUCCUGUGAUGAGGCUCAGAAAGCCAUCUUACGCCUUGUGCUUAAGAACAAGGAUGAGUUUGAAAGGAAGAGUGCUGCAAGACUGGAGAAGAUUGACAAAGAGCUGCUUGCCAUUCUCCCUGCUGCUGCUCCAGAAGAGAUAAAGAGCAUUCAAGCAGCAGUUAAAAGUGGAUUCACAGCGGAAGAGGAAGCAGAUUACUUCUGAGUGAAUUAACAAUAAAAUACCUAUAAAAUAAAUUAAAAUACUUCAUAAUCUACAAUUAUAUCCAAUGAAAUACCUUAAGCAUAAAACACAUGCAUUAUAAAUAUCACAGGAUUAUUAUUCAAGCUCCUCAUAAAAUGUGUUUUAUAGGGAAUUAUUUAACUUAAACUUACAUUGCUAAUUUCUUACAAUAUGCAUUAAGUCUCUACAUAAUUUUUUUUUUGCAAUUAACUGGAAAAUAUUCUUCUAAAGAAUCGGAUUGCGUCGUAUCAUUCACUUUUAUUACAUUCAAUUAACUCACGUUUAAUCUUCCAUUCUAAUUGCACUCAUAUUACAAAUAUUAUGAACACGUGUAAUGUCCUUGUGUAUAAUUAAUGCUCUGCCUUAGUGACAAAGCGGCAAAUUUAUUUUGUACUUCAAAUUGUUAUGUGAAGUAACUGUUGCAUUAUUUGCUAAUACACCUUAUAACAUAUUACAUUUUUCAUUAUCUUAGCAGUACACAAAACAAAAGAUUUCUUAAUAACAUGUAGAAAAAAGUUAUUAUUUUGUGCUCAGUCAUUUCUUAUUUGAUAACGAGUUUACCAUUAAUUUCUCUUUGUGUUAUUAUUUGCCUGGGAAAUCACAGGUGUGUGCUGAUCUUUUUUGCUUUUUGCAUCUGCCUAACAUCUGUUGUAUUAUAGAUAUGACACCAAGGGUCAUGUACUUCACCUCCAUCUUUAUGCUGUGUCUACAAUUAAAUAAUAAAAACAACUAUAAAAGCAAAGUAGAUGAUGUUUUGUUUUUUUUUCUAUGGAGUUUUGAUGUGAAAUUGGGCCUCCAUCAUCAUAACAACCCAAAAUGUACCACAAAUCACACUGGAACAUUCUGUCAAGUAUUUUUUUUUUUUUAAAUAUAAAUUUGGCACGCCACAGCUGUGAAAUAAAACAGAUGUUGAUUUAUAAAUACACACCUACUGUAUGCUAACAUUAGCUAACUGCUGUUAAUGACAUGUGACCUAUAUGUUGAUUUGAGGUGAAAGCUAUCCUAAUUCAUUGUUUAACAUAAUACAAGUAAUACUUUGUUCCAACAUUCAUGUUUCAGGUUUGUUGUUCCACACAACCACCUUACUAUUGAGAGGGGGUAUGUUAAGCCUUACUGUCUCCAUGCUAUAAUGGUUAUAGUUCUGGUUCUGCUUAGGUGUUAACUUCCUCUGUUUCAUGUGGUGGUGUUAAUAGGCCUGGGUGAUCUAGCCACCACCCCACGGUGUCUGUAACUUGCUUCUUAUUUUUUAGUGUUUGUGUAAUUUUGGGAUAACCGGUGUCUUCUUUCUCUCCAGGAGCCAGUGAGUCUUGGUGGGACAGGGGAGGCUAGCUGCAUUUAUUCGGUGGUGUAUGCUUCACAGCAUGCUCAGUGUGCCAACACAACAACUUCCUUAUGGUGUAGGUAGUGUUUGAUUUUGGUGUGACUUGCAGUGGGUUUGGAUCACAUCCUGAGCUGUAGCUGGCCUGCCUUGUUCCCUCCAAGCCUGGACCUGGAGAAGUGCUUAGUUUUAAAAUCCUUAUUGUGUGUCUUGGGAGAGUGAUUUUAUAUUUACAU